Huiozyma naganishii CBS 8797 is the source of this 1317-nucleotide messenger RNA. It is a transcript of the gene KES1, whose product is annotated as oxysterol-binding protein KES1. Lineage: Eukaryota; Fungi; Ascomycota; Saccharomycetes; Saccharomycetales; Saccharomycetaceae. Gene Ontology annotation, molecular function: oxysterol binding. Gene Ontology annotation, biological process: piecemeal microautophagy of the nucleus; exocytosis; endocytosis. The record is from RefSeq and is a predicted model, not a curated record. Bases 1 to 1317 code for a protein of 438 amino acids. Gene Ontology annotation, cellular component: intracellular membrane-bounded organelle; cytosol; membrane. The transcript has a single exon.
AUGUCGUCUUACGCAAGUAGUUCCACGUGGACAUCCUUUCUGAAGUCAAUGGCUUCGUUCAACGGGGACCUUUCCUCAUUGACUGCACCACCGUUUAUACUGGCGCCCAUUUCGCUGACGGAGUACUCACAGUACUGGGCUGAACACCCGGAUCUGUUUUUGGAGUCCUCUUCGAUUGACGAGACCAAUUUCAAAGAAUACGCUGCUAGUUUGGACCCGGAGUGUGAGUCCCUAGAGAUGGCAAAGAUGCUCUCUGUUACGAAAUGGUUUAUCUCGACGCUGAAGUCCCAGUACUGCUCUCGUAAUGAGACGAUGGGGUCUGAGAAGAAACCUUUGAACCCGUUCCUCGGUGAACUGUUCGUUGGGAAAUGGGAGAAUAAGCAACACCCUGAAUUCGGCGAAACUGUGCUGCUCAGCGAACAAGUCUCGCACCACCCACCGAUUACCGCGUACUCCAUCUUCAACGACAAGAACGGCGUCAAGUUGCAAGGGUACAACCAGGUUAAAGCCGGGUUCACGAAGUCCCUAAUGCUCACUGUCAAACAGUUUGGUCACACUUUGCUCGACGUCAAGGGCGACUCGUACCUGGUCACACCACCACCUUUGCAUAUCGAGGGUAUCCUGAUGGCAUCCCCCUUUGUCGAGUUGGAGGGGAAAUCGUACCUGCAGAGCUCCUCAGGGCUCGUCUGUGUCGUGGAGUUCUCAGGGAGAGGGUACUUCUCCGGUAAGAAGAACUCGUUCAAGGCAAAGAUCUACAAGAAGUUUGAAGACACAAAGGUCAAGGACUCACAAGUGUACACCAUCAGUGGGCAAUGGUCCGGUACCUCCAAGAUCGUCAAAAACAUGGGUAACGGCGUGAAAUCGGAGGGUGUCGAAUUCUACGACGCGGACAGAACUCCAGCGGAACAUCUUGUCGUCAAAGAUAUCAAGGACCAACAUCCGCUAGAGAGCAGAAGGGCGUGGAAACCAACCGCAGAGGCCAUCAAGAACAACGAUAUGGGUGCCAUCGACGCUGCGAAGACACAGCUCGAGCAAACUCAGCGUGACCUCAGGAAGCAAGAGGAGGAUAAGGGCAUUAGGUGGCAGCGCAGGUGGUUCACGGACGUCGACUACUCCGAGGAACCGGCAGAGGACGCGGAAAAACCAGCGGGGAACGAUGUCUUCUUGAAACUCGCCGCGAAAUUCGGACUCUCCACCAAGAACGUGCCCAGCGGCACUUUGCUCGGCGAAAGAGAGGACAGGAAGGAAGAACUCCAGGCUGUACACUGGAGAUUCGACAGAAAGCUGUGGGACCAAGAGAAGGAAAUCGUCCUGUGA